AUGUCAGACCAAUCGCAAUCCGAAUGUCCGGUCGACCAUAAAAGUAGAGAGGCAUGGCUUCAACAAGCCCGAGCCGCCGGCGCCACGGAGGGAGGACCAUCCAUACCGUCGCAAUCCCUACCGCCAGAUCACCCCUCCAUUCCGAGUACCGCUUCGACAGAGAACAUAGAAAGCUGUCCCGUAGACCACAAGGCGCGCGAAGCCUGGCUGCAACAAGCCGCCCGAGCAGCUCCCCCACCUCAUCCGCCCUCCCAACACCAACAACCACCGGCAACCUCGACCCCGACCUCGUCCUCAUGGACAUCCUACCUCCCACGCAUACCAUUCUUCUCCUCUCCCUCUUCCUCGCCCACACACCCCCAACAAGCCAUAUUGCCACCAAACCACCCCUCCCUAGACACAUCCCGAGAAAUCUCCACGAUACCCCGGUCCUCGAAACCCCUCCUCGACCACACCGAGACCGCGCGCCCUGCCAACACAGAGCAGGAGACCGGCGCGGACGCCGCGUCGGGGAACUGGGUGUAUCCCUCGGAGCGCAUGUUCUUCGAGGCCAUGAAGCGCAAGGGCCACGACCCGCGCGCCGCGGACAUGCGCGCCGUCGUGCCCAUCCACAACGCCGUCAACGAGCGCGCGUGGGCCGAGAUCAAGGCUUGGGAGGAGCCGUACGUGAGGGGCUCUACCUGCGGCGGUCCACGGCUACACUCUUUCUCCGGUCUGAGCACCCAGAUGUCCCCUCGAGCCCGCAUAAAUACCCUGUUAGGCUACCAGGCCCCCUUCGAUCGACACGACUGGGUUGUGGAUAGAUGCGGCAAGGAGAUCGAGUAUAUCAUCGAUUUCUACGCUGGGCGGAAUAGCAAGACUAGCGAUGGGAGGCUGUCUUUUUAUCUAGAUGUGCGGCCCAAAUUAAACUCCUGGGAAGGUGUCAAGAUGCGGGCUAUGCGAGCUGCUGGCCUGGCAUAG
Daldinia vernicosa is the source of this 960-nucleotide messenger RNA. RefSeq names its product cytochrome c and c1 heme-lyase. Gene Ontology annotation, molecular function: holocytochrome-c synthase activity. Gene Ontology annotation, cellular component: mitochondrion. The record is from RefSeq and is a predicted model, not a curated record. NCBI's taxonomy places the organism in Eukaryota, Fungi, Ascomycota, Sordariomycetes, Xylariales, Hypoxylaceae. Gene Ontology annotation, biological process: cytochrome c-heme linkage. Bases 1 to 960 code for a protein of 319 amino acids. The transcript is spliced from 2 exons.